Molecule: messenger RNA, 1162 nt
Organism: Eurytemora carolleeae
Lineage: Eukaryota; Metazoa; Arthropoda; Copepoda; Calanoida; Temoridae
Product: ribosome biogenesis regulatory protein homolog
Exons: 5
Coding region: 26-1147 (373 amino acids)
Biological process (GO): endonucleolytic cleavage in ITS1 to separate SSU-rRNA from 5.8S rRNA and LSU-rRNA from tricistronic rRNA transcript (SSU-rRNA, 5.8S rRNA, LSU-rRNA); ribosomal large subunit export from nucleus; ribosome biogenesis
Cellular component (GO): nucleus; preribosome, large subunit precursor; nucleolus
Molecular function (GO): protein binding
Source: RefSeq, a predicted model, not a curated record
GACAUACAAAUAUACUUUCAGAAGCAUGGCUGACGUAGCAGCAGCAGUUCUAGCAGCUGCAGCAGAACAGGAUAAACAGUAUGCUUCCAUCCUUGUAGAGAAACCUCUAGCCUUAGAGUUGGACCUGGGUAAUAUGCUCGCUAUUGACAACAAUCAGAUAGAUAACUCAAAACUUCUUAACAGAGAUGAUCGUGAAGGGUUUCUUCGUGAAUUAGCUCGAGAUAAUACCCAGCUUCUGAUAAACUCUAUCUGGGGUCUACCAACAGAACGGGUUGAAGAGGUCGUCGUUGCCAAGUUUCCUCCUCCUACUUAUAUACUACCCAGAGAGAAACCUGUACCUGUUCCUAAACCUCUAACCAAAUGGGAGAAAUAUGCAAAGGACAAAGGAAUUGUGAAGAAGAAGAAGAAAGAUCGUCUAGUUUGGGACGAUAUUGUUAAGAAAUGGGUUCCACAGUUUGGAUUUAAGAAGAAGGAAGUUGAACGGGAGAAAAACUGGUGUAUUCCCAUCAAGGAGGGACCCGACCCUAACAUCAACCCUCAUGAGAAGAUGGAGGAGGAUAAGAAGGAGAGAGGAGCUAAGAAUGAACUCCAGAGAUUAAGAAAUAUUGCAAGAUCGAAGAAUGUCAAGGUUCCAACUGUAGGAGUAAUUACACCAUCUUUUAAAGAAACUAAAAAGUUGACCGGACACUCAGAUGACCUGAAAGCGGCAGCGGAGCUUGUAAAUCAUUCAACUGCCAGCCUUGGUAAAUUCCAGGCCAAGCUUAGUAAAAAGCUGGAGCAAGGAGCUAAACUAAAAGCUAAGAAGAGAAAGUUUGAGAGUAAUACUGGAGACUCGGUUCAUGAGAAGGAGAGAAACCUUGGGAUCCUGGAGUCCAUUAACAGCAAGAAAUCCAAGCUCGACAUGAACCACGCCAUAGGAAAGAAGAUCCAUGAGGAGGAUACAGAGAGAUCGGAGGAGAAGAAGAAUAGAAAACCAGCAAGAGGAGGAAAAGGGAAAGGAGGAAGGAAAGGAGGAUCAUCGUUUAGUUCCAGUGGAAUGAAGGGACGAGGAGGAGGUGGAGGAAGGGGUGGUGGAGCUGGUAGAGGAGGUGCUAAGAGUAGAGGAGGAGGAGGUAGUGGAAGAGGUGGCAGAGGUUCUAAGAAAUAAAUUUUUUAUCUUUCA